CAAACACACCAACUCUCCUAUAAUGGCUCUCGUCAAUUAUUCCGACUCAGAAGCCUCAGAUUCCGAGCAAGAAAAUAUUACCCAACCCCAACAGAAGAAGACCGUCUCUGCGCCUGCACUCGCACCCACCAAUAAUCCCUCCAAACAAACCUCCGGCGCAAACUUCUCGUCCAUCGUCGACCGCAGUAACCCCCGCAAGAUCCGCGUUGCAUUACCCGAGAUCAAACCAGAAACUACAGAUGGUGAUCAGGAAAGCGAAGAUGGACCUGCGCGGAAGAAACCAAGGUUAGGUGGUGGAGGUGCUUUCUCGGGAUUCAACGCGAUGCUACCGGCUCCGAAGCGGAAGACUGUCACGGCGGAUAAGGAUAAGAAGCCUUCUGGGCCGGCGCGGAAGGUGUUUGGUUUGAAGACGGGUGCAGCUCCGGGAUUCGAUCGUUCGGCUGAUGCGGAGAUGCGGCAUAACCAAGCUCUGGACGGCGAUGAUGAGGAUAUUCCCAAGGCGGGAAGUCUGCAAGGCGAGAAUUAUAUUGAAGGAGGUUCCUCAGAAACUAAGCCUCCACGGAAGCCAGAAGGGGAGGUGAAGUUGAAGGGCAACGCGAUGAUGUUUAAACCGCUCUCUGUGGGACGGAAUCAGAAGAAAAAGCCUCCCCCUACACCUUUACCUGCUGCCGAUGAAUCGAAGCCAGUUCCGCAAUUAAAGCAGCAGCAGCAACCUGCACAACAGGCCCCUCCACCACCUGCACCAAAACCCAAAGUCAGCCUUUUCUCCAUAUCCUCAGAAGACUCGUCCGCGACAGCUCCUUCGACUGGCCCUGCACAGAGCACAACUUACCAGCCGUUGGUCUACAACACAAUUCCCGAUGCACCUGUAGCAGGUCCCGCACUAGAGUCUGAAGCUAUUACUACAUCAGAAGCGUCAACCGCAACGCCGCAACAAACCCAAACGCUUGACAACAUCGCAGACGACCUUAAUUUAUCCCGUGCGCAACGACGCCACUUGUUCGGCCGACAUGGAGACACAUCCAAGUCCCGGAUCCUGAACUUCAACACAGACACAGAGUACGCCGCCAACCAAGAAAUGGCGCAGGGCACAGAUCUUGCCGCAGCUCAACACAAUCCCGUCCGAGCAAUUGCGCCAGGAAAACACACUUUGCAACAGUUGGUCAAUGCUGCCAGCAACCAGCGGGAUGCAUUGGAGGAAAGUUUUGCAACGGGACGAAGGAACAAGAAAGAGGCUGGGUCGAAGUAUGGGUGGUGAUAUGUUACCUGGCUCGGGUUGCAUCCGCUUUCAACAUAAUUCCAAUCUAAUCUGUACAAUAUAGACAUUUAAUGAGUUAUGACCCCCUUAUUUUACCAUGCUUGUGGCCUGGGAAAUCCAGUUGACAUAAUAAUUGAAUUGAAACACGCCAUGUACACUGCUUUUGUAUGCUUAUUUACAUUUCAAAAACAAGCAAGAAACUUUUCUUUAAC
Molecule: messenger RNA, 1470 nt
Organism: Aspergillus ruber CBS 135680
Lineage: Eukaryota; Fungi; Ascomycota; Eurotiomycetes; Eurotiales; Aspergillaceae
Product: PRCC domain-containing protein
Exons: 1
Coding region: 23-1258 (411 amino acids)
Cellular component (GO): nucleus
Source: RefSeq, a predicted model, not a curated record